ACUUCUAUAAGAGACAGCUUGCAUAUAUGUCUGUAUAACCUCUAAGCCACUCAUUAAGAAAACCGUUUGAAUCUAACAAUUCAACAUCAUGGUUGCAUUCUAUCUUCCUCACUUCUCUUACUCAAACAUGGGAUGGAACUUAGAGGAGAUAGAGCCUAUAGAGUCCUUAAAUAUUGUCCCUAAGGAGAAGAACUUUGUUUCCUCUUUACCGCAAUAUCAUCUAUUCUCUUCACCGAAGCAACAACAUAUUGAGAUUGGAACGCCAUCACCAUCCCCGACCCCUAAGCUUAUGUUGAAGAAGCUUAACCACAAUGCCAGCGAACGUAAUCGCCGUAAGAAGGUCAAUAACUUGAUUUCUUCACUUCGUUCACUUCUUCCAGCUGAAGAUCAAACGAAAAAAAUGAGCAUUCCAGUAACAAUUUCAAGAGUCUUAAAAUACAUACCAGAAUUACAAAAGCAGGUGGAAGGAUUAACUAAGAAAAAAGAAGAGCUUCUAUCAAGAGUUUCUAGGCAAGAAUAUGCGGUGAACAAAGAAUCACAAAGGAAAAUUAAUCCUAAUUAUGAUUCUUCUUUUGUUGUUUCAACAAGUAGGUUUAAUGAUAAUGAGCUUGCUAUUCAUAUUGCAUCUUAUGAGGCUUACAAGAUUCCAUUAUCUGAGAUCUUGUUGUGUUUGGAAAAUAAUGGACUUGUUCUACUAAAUUCUUCUUGUUCUAAAACAUUUGGAGGGAGACUCUUCUACAACUUGCAUUUUCAGGUGGAGAAAACUCAAAGUUUAGAGUGUGAUGUUCUAAUUCACAAGCUUCUGUCAAUAUAUGAGAAGCAAUGCAAUCCUAGUGUUGGAAGGUAAAAAUAAAAGGCAAAGUAUUUUUUUUUUAUCUUGUAUGUUAAUUUCAGGGUUCAUUUUGAUUCCUUAAUUUCAAAAUAUUUUAUAUUGGCCCCUUAAUUCUUCAAAAAGUAUUAAAGGAUUAAAAUGACUCAUUUUAAAGAUUUAAGAAAUCAAUAUAAAACUUUUUAAAAUUAAGGGAUCAAAAUGACCACAUGCGAAAAAAAAUAUUUUGCCAAAAUAAAAAAUUAGGGUAGAAGUUUGUACAUAUUUUGGUAGCACGGAUGAUCGAACAGUAGGACUAGGACACAUGCUCCCCAUUAUAUAUGCAUGUACUGGAGGAGUUUUGUAAGUUGCAUUAGUGUAAUUGUUUUUUUAUAAGAGCAUAAUAAGUAAGACCUUGCAUAAUGUAAUUCAUUUUAUAAAUUUUAUGCUUUAUUGAGUUUAUUCAACUUAUAUUAAUAGUAUAAAUCAAUUUUUUUAUAUUAAACUAGAUUAAUUUAUUAUAUUUAUUUUUCCCCUAAUUAUAGUUGUACAUUGUUAAAUGUGUUUGGAUUUCAACCCCAAAAAUUAGUUUAAAGGGCGAGGUUGUCCUCACAUAUUUAUACAUUCAACUGUCUGAGAACCUAUGCAAUGUGAUGUCCAUGUUGUAAUCCUUAAUCCGGCACUGAUAUAUGUUAAAUAUGUUUGGAUCUCAACCUUAAAAGUUAGUUAAAGGGUGAGGUUGCCCUUGCAUAUUUAUACUUUCAAAUAUAUGAGAGCCUAAGCAAUGUGAGAUUUCAAAUAAACUCCAAGAACACAACUAUCAACUUCAACAUGUUAAAUAUGCUUGAAUCUGAAAUUCAAAAGCUAGUUCAAGGGGUGAGGUUGUUCUCACAUAUUUAUACAAUCAACAACCCGGGAAUCUAAGCAAUAUGGGACAUCAAACAAACUCCAACAACACAACUAUCAACUUCAACACCCACCGUUACGCCUAGCGUGAGCCUGGAUCAAAUGCUCAUAUUACAGUUCUUAAUCUGACUCUAAUACCAUGUUAAAUAUGCUUGAAUCUCAACCUCAAAAGUUAGCCCAAAGGGUAAAAUAUAUGCUUGUAUUUCAAUCCCAAGAUUUAACUUAAGGGUGAAGGAACCUAAGCAAUGUGAGACUUCAAACAAACUCCAACAACAAAACUAUCAAGAAAAUCUCUCUUAGAUAGGGUUGCUUGAAUAGCACGUUUAAUUUUUCUAACUAGCUAACUUACGUCUAGGGAUGGCAAUGGAUACCCAUGG
Messenger RNA from Vicia villosa (hairy vetch), 2091 nucleotides. RefSeq names its product transcription factor ORG2-like. NCBI's taxonomy places the organism in Eukaryota, Viridiplantae, Streptophyta, Magnoliopsida, Fabales, Fabaceae. The transcript is spliced from 3 exons. Gene Ontology annotation, cellular component: RNA polymerase II transcription regulator complex. The coding region runs from base 89 to 847 and encodes 252 amino acids. Gene Ontology annotation, molecular function: RNA polymerase II transcription regulatory region sequence-specific DNA binding; protein dimerization activity; DNA-binding transcription factor activity, RNA polymerase II-specific. The record is from RefSeq and is a predicted model, not a curated record. Gene Ontology annotation, biological process: regulation of transcription by RNA polymerase II.